This is a messenger RNA of Fusarium sp. VM40, 390 nucleotides long. NCBI's taxonomy places the organism in Eukaryota, Fungi, Ascomycota, Sordariomycetes, Hypocreales, Nectriaceae. The record is from the annotation of a GenBank genome assembly.
AUGCACUUCUCCAAGUUCAUCCUGGCUGCUCUGCCUGCCCUCGCUCUCGCUGACCGAGACACCACCACUCAGACGUCUACCGCCGUUGUGACCAAGACCUACUACCUCUCUCAGGUCUACACCAUCACCGCCACUGGUGAGAGCACCACUGCUGUUGAGACCUCGGUCAAGGUCACUUCCACCGCUGUCGUCGAGGAGAAGACUACCUUCUGGCCUGUUGCCCACAACAACACCACUCCCGCGUCCACUCCCAAGGCUACCACCUCUGCUGGUACCACUGGUGGCUCGUCCGAGCCCAGCGAGGUUCCUGGAAACGCCGGAUCUGCCGUCGCUGUUGGCAAGUUCGCCAUCGUCGGUGUUGCUGGUAUGGUCGCCGCUGCUCUUCUGUAA